Macrobrachium nipponense is the source of this 405-nucleotide messenger RNA. RefSeq names its product protein KRI1 homolog. The record is from RefSeq and is a predicted model, not a curated record. The coding region runs from base 1 to 405 and encodes 134 amino acids. NCBI's taxonomy places the organism in Eukaryota, Metazoa, Arthropoda, Malacostraca, Decapoda, Palaemonidae. The transcript has 2 exons.
AUGUCCCAUGGAAGGAGGUAUUCAAAGCUUCAUUAUGUGGGAGCAACAAGUGUCGGGAGAUAUUCGAAGCAGGAGGAGGAGGAGGAGGAGGAGGAGGAGGAGGAGGAGGAGGAGGAGGAGGUGGUGGUGGUGGUUGUGGUGGUGGUGGUGGUCGACGACGGCAGCAACGACCACGUAGACGACGACGAAGAGGAAAAGAGAGCAAGAAGUAGGAGGAGAUGGAGAUGGGAAGCAAGAAGUAGAACUUACGAAAAAAAGACAUUACAAAGGAUUUUCAACAACCAGCCGUAUAGGAAGAGGAGGAAGGAGAAGACAGCAGAAGGUGAAUUGGAAUUAAAAGAGACGAAGAGAGAAAAGAGGAAAGAAUGGCGUAAACAAACUGACCAGAUGAGGACUGAGGAGUGA